AUGUCUAAGCGUGGAAAAGGAAAGAAAAACAAAGAUUUUGAUAGUGAUUUAGAAGAGAAUCAAGUUGAGGAAAUUAAAAGUAAAUCAAAAGGUAAAAAUGAGGAAGAGAAAGUUACAAAAAAAAGAAAUAAGAAAGGCAAAAAACAAGUUGCUGGAAGUGACAGUGAGGAUGAAAAACCUGUAAAAUCUGAAUCAGUUCAAGAAAAACAGUCUAAAGCUUCAGCAAAAUCUAGUAAAAAGAAAGCUAAUAAGAAGAAGAAUGAUUUUGGUAGUGAUGACGAGGAUGAAAAAAAUUUGCUUAAACUGGAAAAAUCUGAUGGAUCUGAAAUGGAUGAUGUUCCAGUAAAAAAAUCUUCCCAGAAAUCAAAGAAAAAAGGAAAGGGAUCUAAAAGACAAGAAUCGUCUGAUGAUGAACAGCUUUUAAGCGAGUCAGAAGAAGAGAUUGUUGCUCCAGUAAAAUCUAAAGGCAAAAAUAAGAAAAAAGGUAAAAACCUUCCAGAAUCAGACGACGAUGACAUUGAUGCAGAUGAGGAACCAAUUAAGCCUGUACAACAGUCAAAAUCGAAAGACAAGAAAGGCAAGAAGAAAAAGGUCCAGGAUUUUGAUUCUGAUGAAGAAGAAGUAGUACAAGAAUUAAAGGAAUCAUCUGAUGAAGAAAUUUCAUUUAAACCAGUUCAGAAAUCAAAGAAAAAAGGCAAAGCCACAAAGAGACAAGAAUCGGAAGAUGAACAAAUCCCCAGUCAAUCAGAAAUGGACGUAGAAGAAAAGAAAAUUGUGCCACAAAAGGAAAAUAUUUCACCUCAAAACGAAGCGAAAGUUGUGCCUUCAAAAGAGGAUAUUGUGCCUGUACAAGAAGAAAUCCAGCCAGAAAAACAAGAAGUUGUCGAAGAAACAAAACCCAAGGAUAAAAAAGAUAAGAAAAAGAAGGGAAAAGAGAUAGUUGUUGUUGAAUCUGAAGAACCAACAGAUGACAUUGCUGAAUUAGAGGAUAAAAUGGCUGAAACAGAAAUCACUGACAAAUCUGAGAAGAGAGUUACAAAUAAGGAAUUGAAAAAAAUUAAAAAGAAGCAAAUGUAUGAGCAACAAUUGGAAGAUAUGCUAAGGAAGGGAGGUCAAGGACAUUCUGAAUUAGAUAGUAACUUUACAAUGUCACAAGCUCACAAAACUGGUGGACAAAAAGCUGCUUUGGAACAUGCUGUUGAUAUUAAAGUUGAAAAUUUUACAAUAUCAGCAAAAGGUAAUGAUUUAUUUGUAAACUCAAACUUGUUGAUUGCAAAUGGACGUAGAUAUGGUUUAGUAGGUCCUAAUGGGCACGGAAAAACGACAUUAUUAAGACAUUUAGCAAAUCGUGCCUUCGAUAUUCCACCAAAUAUUGAUGUGUUGCUUUGUGAGCAAGAAGUUGUUGCUGAUGAUUAUUCAGCUGUCGAAACAGUUCUAAGAGCAGAUUCUAAGAGAACAGCUUUGCUUGAAGAAGCCAAGGAUUUGGAAGCUGAAACUGAAAAAGGAAAUUUAAAAGUACAGGAUCGAUUAAAUGAUGUUUAUGCUGAAUUAAAGGCAAUUGGAGCAGACUCGGCGGAGCCAAGAGCUAGAAGAAUUCUUGCUGGUCUUGGAUUUUCGAAAUCUAUGCAAAAUCGUGCAACGAAAAAUUUCUCUGGAGGUUGGAGAAUGAGAGUUUCACUUGCUCGUGCUUUGUUUAUUGAACCAACAUUAUUGUUACUUGAUGAACCUACUAAUCAUCUUGAUUUAAAUGCUGUCAUUUGGUUAGACAAUUAUUUACAAGGAUGGAAGAAAACUCUUCUUAUUGUGAGUCACGACCAAAGCUUCUUGGACAACGUUUGUAAUGAAAUCAUUCAUCUUGAUAAUAAGAAAUUGUACUAUUAUAAAGGAAAUUAUUCAAUGUUUAAGAAAAUGUUUGUCCAAAAACGUAGGGAAAUGGUUAAAGAAUAUGAGAAGCAAGAAAAACGUAUAAAGGAAUUGAAAGCUCAUGGUCAAUCAAAAAAAUCUGCAGAGAAGAAAACUAAAGAUACGCUUAGUAAAAAGCAAGAGAAAAUAAAGAAAGGCAAAGAGGAUUUGGAUGAUGAUAAACCAGUUGAAUUGCUGGCAAGGCCUAAAGAUUACAUUGUCAAAUUUAGCUUUCCAGAUCCACCACCACUUCAACCACCAAUUUUGGGUCUACAUAAUGUCACAUUUGCUUUUGAAGGUCAAAAACCACUUUUUAUUGAUACGGAAUUUGGAAUUGACUUAAGCAGUCGUAUAGCCAUCGUUGGACCUAAUGGUGUCGGAAAAUCAACGUUCCUUAAAUUAUUGGUUGGUGAAUUGGAACCGAAAAAGGGCGAACAAAAGAAAAAUCAUCGAUUGAGAAUCGGACGAUUUGAUCAGCAUUCUGGAGAACAUUUGACUGCCGAGGAAACGCCAGCUGAAUAUUUAAUAAGAUUGUUUAAUUUGCCUUAUGAAAAAGCUCGUAAACAAUUGGGAACUUUCGGUCUAAGCAGUCAUGCUCACACAAUCAAAAUGAAGGAUUUAUCAGGAGGACAAAAAGCUAGAGUUGCAUUAGCAGAGCUGACAUUAGGCGCUCCAGAUGUAUUGAUUCUUGAUGAACCUACGAACAAUCUCGAUAUCGAGUCAAUUGACGCUUUAGCUGAAGCUAUAAAUGACUAUAAAGGUGGUGUUAUUAUUGUGUCUCAUGACGAACGUCUUAUUCGUGAAACCGAAUGUGCUCUGUAUGUCAUUGAGGAUCAGACAAUAAAUGAAGUUGAUGGAGGUUUUGAUGAUUAUCGUAAGGAAGUGCUGGAUCAAUUGGGUGAAGCUAUCAAUAAUCCUUCAAUAUCUGCAAAUGCAGCCGUACUUCAAUAA
Messenger RNA from Chironomus riparius, 2853 nucleotides. The record is from the annotation of a GenBank genome assembly. Lineage: Eukaryota; Metazoa; Arthropoda; Insecta; Diptera; Chironomidae.